Messenger RNA from Drosophila arizonae, 623 nucleotides. RefSeq lists its product as uncharacterized. NCBI's taxonomy places the organism in Eukaryota, Metazoa, Arthropoda, Insecta, Diptera, Drosophilidae. Gene Ontology annotation, cellular component: membrane. The record is from RefSeq and is a predicted model, not a curated record.
UCUGUUUUUUUUUUCGUGAUUUGUUUUGGUUUUGGUGUUGCUUUUUGGCAACUGUCGUUGCUCUGGACAUGUCCGUUAAUCAUGACUACGAUCGCAAGUAUUUGCGCAGCAUUCGCGGAAUCUCAAAGAUUGUUUGCCUGCUGUGCGCCUUCAUUGGUUUCCUCUGCAUCGUGUGCAGCUCGGUGCGGCUGAGCAAUUAUCGCGGCUGUUUCUACAUAAUCGUCGUUCUCCUUGGCUUCGCUGUGACGCUGACGCUGCUGCUCUGCCGUUACCUGCGGCUCGGUCAGAGCUGGCGAUGGAACUCGGCGUCAUGGUCGCUGGGCGUGCACGCGACCCUGGCCAUCGCCCAUUUCCUUGCCUCUAACUUCGUGCUCGGCCUGAGCGUCAAUGCUUAUACGGCCGCCGCGUUCUUUGGUCUUACGAUAUUUAGCAUCAAUGGCCUGGAGGCCUACAGCUUUUAUAAACGCACUUGCCAGCGCGAUGUGGCUACCCAAACGGUCUAGACGCUGCCCCACUCUACCCCUCCGAUCAAGAGGCUGUGUGGACGCGCUGAACUAGGCGCUAUUUGUAUUAUCUUAAGCUAGUGUCAAUUGAAUGUGUCCAUGUGUGCAUGUAUGUGUGCG